Molecule: messenger RNA, 300 nt
Organism: Colletotrichum costaricense
Lineage: Eukaryota; Fungi; Ascomycota; Sordariomycetes; Glomerellales; Glomerellaceae
Exons: 1
Coding region: 1-300 (99 amino acids)
Source: RefSeq, a predicted model, not a curated record
AUGCGAUCGAUGCUCGACACCGCAAGUGGAGAGUUCCUGCAAUGGACAAAGGAAGAAGCCAAGAAGACGGGCCAAAUCAAGGAGGGAGAUGCGAAGAAAUAUCGUCGAUGGGUUGAUUUUGAUAAUCUCAUCGAGCCCACGAAGCAGAACCACGUCGUCGCGGCCCAGGCGUUCUAUCAUGUUCUCGCUCUGGCGACCAAGGACGCCAUUACAGUCGAGCAGCAUGUUGCGGAUCUGCAGCCCUUCGGGCCUAUUCGAAUUGGAGUUGACAUGACGGCGCACAUCAACAGCGAGGAUUGA